ACUAUCGCGCCAAUAACUUCGCAGCGUCCCCUUCAUUGGGGCGGGACUUCAUUGCAGAAAGAAAGCUGGCACACGCCACUCAUGCGCAGCCCUCGUUCCUCAUUGGUUCGCUCGUUAUGAAUGAGGUGGGUCUUGACGACACUCACCGUGGAAGCUACUGUUGAAAUUCCAGUGCUAAUCAACUUUAGCCGGCUUGCUAACAUCUACCGGUUAAUUAAUCGAACGCGAAGAGCUUCAUUUACAGCGUUACUGUUGACAUGAGUAAAUUAGCAUUUAUUUGCAACAGAGCGAUAUAUGACAAAUAGUAUUCUAGUUUUCUACUGCGCCUGUAUCCGUUACUGCAACCAUGACCAGUUAGCCGGAACGACGCAAUCGGUGGAUAACGAACCGGGCAAGCUAGCCCGCCAGCCCGUUUCGACUGGGUCCGCGCUGAGGGGUUUGAGCAGGUUUCGUCGCCCGGAGGACACCAAAGCCGGGUGCUGUGACCACCAUGAGUCCCGCGGGCUGCCCUCAUGUCAACGGCUUCAAAGUGGACAACUGGAAGCAGAACCUGAGGGUCAUUUAUCAGUGUUUCGUGUGGAGCGGUUCAGCCGAGACCAGAAAACGCAAGGCCAAGUCGUGUAUCUGCCACAUGUGUGGUGCCCACCUCAACAGACUCCACUCCUGCCUCUCCUGCGUCUUCUUCGCCUGCUUUGCCAAAAAACACAUCCACGAACACGCCAAGAGCAAAAGGCAUAACCUGGCUAUUGACCUGCUCUAUGGAGGGAUUUACUGUUUUGUGUGCCAAGACUACAUUUAUGACAAAGACAUGGAGCAGAUUGCCAAAGACGAACAGAGGAAAGCCUGGAAAAUGCAAGGUACGGCACAUACCACACACACCGUUGUGUACACUUUAUGUGAAAGCCGAAUGAUGUCUCUGGUGAGUGUUACAGCGCGUGUGUGUGUUCCAGGUGUAGGGGAGAAGUACUCCACUUGGGAGCCCACCAAGCGGGAACUGGAGCUGCUCCGCCACAAUCCCAAAAGAAGGAGGAUCACCUCCAACUGUACUAUUGGCCUGCGGGGGCUGAUAAACCUGGGCAACACGUGCUUCAUGAACUGCAUCGUCCAGGCGCUGACGCACACCCCGCUGUUGCGCGACUUCUUCCUGUCCGACCGACACAAAUGCGAGAUGCAGAGCAACUCCUGUUUGGUGUGCGAGAUGUCGCAGCUCUUCCAAGAGUUCUACUCAGGCCACCGGUCGCCGCACAUCCCGUUCCGACUCCUCCACCUAGUGUGGACCCACGCCCGCCACCUGGCCGGCUACGAGCAGCAGGACGCCCACGAGUUCCUCAUCGCGGCGCUGGAUGUGCUGCACAGACACUGCAAAGACGACAACGGGAAGAAAGCCAACAACCCCAACCACUGCAACUGCAUCAUCGACCAAAUCUUCACGGGGGGCCUGCAGUCUGACGUCACCUGUCAAGUCUGCCAUGGCGUCUCCACCACCAUAGACCCCUUCUGGGACAUCAGCCUGGACCUGCCCGGCUCCUCCACUCCGUUCUGGCCCCUCAGCCCCGGAGACAGUUCGGCGCUUAACGGGGAGAGUCACGCCACCGGAGCCACGACACUCACGGACUGCCUGCGCAGGUUCACCCGGCCAGAGCACCUUGGCAGCAGCGCCAAGAUCAAGUGCAGCGGUUGCCAUAGUUACCAGGAGUCCACCAAGCAGCUGACCAUGAAGAAGCUGCCCAUCGUGGCCUGCUUUCACGUCAAAAGGUUCGAGCAUUCGGCCAAACUGCGGCGCAAGAUCACGACUUACGUGUCCUUCCCGCUGGAGCUGGACAUGACGCCGUUCAUGGCCUCCAGCAAAGAAAGCAGGAUGAACGGGCAGUACCAGCAGAGCCUGGAACCCUUCAACAAUGACAACAAGUACAGUCUGUUUGCAGUGGUGAACCACCAGGGGACGCUGGAGAGCGGCCACUACACCACCUUCAUUCGGCAACACAAGGACCAGUGGUUCAAAUGUGACGACGCCAUCAUAACGAAGGCCAGCAUCAAGGACGUGCUGGACAGUGAAGGGUAUCUUUUGUUUUAUCACAAACAGUUCCUGGAGUACGAGUGAGCGAGGGUUAGUUGCACGAGGAAAGGUAAACGGCGUGCUGAGGGAGGCGUGGACACAGACACACAAUCCCUCACCCUCCCUACAUGCUAAUCCCACAUCAGAGGGGACAAAACCUGAAUGCAAGAGCUUUAAGUGGGAGAUUUGUCUUUGGUCUGCUUGAAGUCGGGGGGGGGGGGGGGCUGAAGAAGGAUUGACCGCCUGCUUGGCACAGCGGCGCGUCCCUCUGUUUCAGAGACACACAAAGGGGCAGCGAGGCUGUUUUCCGCCUUUUUUGUUGAGGUUUACUCGAUCACGAAUGCUGUUCUUCACCACGUUUUGUGCUCGCACAGCUGCGUCUAGUAAGUCACGGGGGUUCCCCCCCCCCCCCCCCCCCCCUCUCUCACCCCCAUUCACCUGAAGCCGUUUCCUGAUGGGCACAAACACACUCAUCUAACACAACCACACUCCUGCAAAUGACCAAAUUUUUCAAGUUGUCUUAUUAUGCAUUUCUGUUGAGGAGGGGGGGUUAUGAGCAUCAGAUAAAGGGACAGUUGAUUCCACUCAUUGACUGUGGGCUUGUGGUUGUCAGUGGAAUACUUCUACAAAAAAGUACGCACAGGAUCUGUUCUCUUCUGCCUCUCGUGCUGCUUCCGACAGUCACAAGGAAAUAAAUGACAGUGAAUUCUCUAUUUUUAUACAUGUGUAACUGUAAUCUCUCUCCUUGUUAUAUUGUGCCGUCUGCAUUUUUUUAAAUUAAUUUUUAAACACCCAAUACGGUGCUGAUGGUGUUCAACCUGUCGCCACGGCUUCGUUUCACUUGUCGUUUUUUUUCUGUUUAGUUUGUCUUCAAUUUGUCAAAUGUUUUGGUGUUCAAUAGGCAUAUUUUUCAUGUUGCAUAUACUUUGUUGUGAUGCUAUUUCAGGUGUGUGUGUGUGUGUGAGAGAGUGAGAGAGAGAGAGCUCAGUGUAGGUGUGUUUGUAUAAAAUGUGUUAUUACGCGAUAAAAUGAGAGACAAAAAAAAUCUAUUGUGCGUGUGUGUAUGCACACGUAUGUAUCGUAUGUUCCUGUACUGAAUCAGUACUUACGUUCAGCAUGCCGUCUGAGCUGGGUAUCGCAGUUUGUUGGGAUUUCUUUUCCACAUGUUGACAAGUAUGUGCACUUUGUAUGUAUAAGAGACUAAAUGGUGAAACCUCAAAUUGGAUUUUUGUUCUUCUAUAUAUCGCUGGAUCCGAAACACGGGUCGUAUUCAGAAGAAACUCAACCCAGUCAGUCAUUCCUCACACACACACACGUAACUACUGCAAGAACUGGACACAGUGAUGGAAAGACAC
Molecule: messenger RNA, 3411 nt
Organism: Pungitius pungitius (ninespine stickleback)
Lineage: Eukaryota; Metazoa; Chordata; Actinopteri; Perciformes; Gasterosteidae
Gene: usp22
Product: ubiquitin specific peptidase 22
Exons: 12
Coding region: 491-2101 (536 amino acids)
Biological process (GO): protein deubiquitination
Molecular function (GO): cysteine-type deubiquitinase activity; zinc ion binding
Source: RefSeq, a predicted model, not a curated record